Penicillium salamii is the source of this 2184-nucleotide messenger RNA. The record is from the annotation of a GenBank genome assembly. NCBI's taxonomy places the organism in Eukaryota, Fungi, Ascomycota, Eurotiomycetes, Eurotiales, Aspergillaceae.
AUGAGUGGAAGCAGCUCACCGGACUACAAAGCGCUUUUUCACAAGGAGGCCUCGCUGAGGCGGCAGGCAGAGGAACGAGAGAGGCAGGAAGCCGAGCUGAGACGACAGGAAGUCGAGCUGAGACGGCUAGCAGAGGAACGCAACCGACCGACAACAUUUCCAGAGUUCAUCCGACAUUGCCAUGAUCUCCUUUGGACGCCGCUCCGAGCCCAAACACCGUCUCGCUCCACGACUGGCAAAAUCCCUGCCCCCAUCGGAAAAUACUGUCCUGUACGACUGCUUCCGUGGACUGGCUGUGAAGCUAGGCAGCAGGAAAUUUACAGAUCUGUCUACCGUUACCUACAACCGGCCGGAGAAGAUGCACCGCAAUUAUUCACGUCCCUUGUUGCGUUGGAAGACCAUGGUCGACGAUUCGCACGCCGACCGAUUAGCAGCGAACAAGACCUCGAAACCUACGAGCGACUCGCCGUCGAAGAUCAUGUGCACGACAUAGUUGCUGAGUUGUGCAAGAUACCCGAAGCCCGCGAAGAGUUUCGGUUAGGCAACGGAGUGCGGUUCGAUAAUCACGCCAAUGCUUUGGAUAAAGAUGAUGAAGCCGAUGCUAGCCUGCCCUCAACCUCUAGACCUUCGAAGCCAGAUCAAUUUUGCAUUCAUCGAAUGGACGGCAAUAGGAGUACUCUGCUCACCACGGUCGAAUACAAACCCCCCCACAAGCUCUCCGUGGCCAGUCUGCGGAGGGGACUUAGGCCGAUGGAUUUCUGGCGCGAAGUUGUCCAACCUGAUCGUGUGCCGACGGAAGAGCCAGAAAAAUCAAGAUAUCACGCCGAGCGGCUGGUUGGGUCAGCCAUCGUACAAGAAUUCAACGUGAUGAUUCAAGAGGGUCUGGAGUAUUCAUAUUUGACGAAUGGCCUGUUGGACGUGCAACUCUGGGUGCCCUACGACGACCCAACCACCCUUUAUUACCACCUGGGCGAUCCCGGUAUAUACGAGAUGGCGGGUGUUGCAGGGCCUGGAAUCCCGAGGACUCGAAUCGAGAGGGCCCUGUGUCUCUGUCUGAUGAGUUUUCGUACUCCUCUUCGUGACCAGGCGUGGCGGAAUGUCGCCAAAGACGGUCUACCAAAAUGGCAUUCGAUCCUUGAUAGCGAUCGCGCUCAGAUCGUAGUAGUGGAAUUACUACGGGGCCUGGACGUGGAAGAUGCUAAUUCCGAAUCCACGAGUCCUGAGCAGUCAACCUCUGAGUACCUCACAUCCUCGUCUCCCAUCACCAGCGACCCUCGAGUGACCACCCGAGCGGCCGCUAGCUGCGCGCCACUAUCCAGUCCCCGUCACCGCGAGAGUUCUUCGGAUUCCGAGGCCGACCCUACCGCAUCCGCGGGACGGAAGCGGGGAUACAGUCAAGUUAAAUCGUCCCCUCCAACCCAACGGUCCGCCCCGCGAGCGGAUCGCCAAGGGAACCAAAGCGGGCAAUCUCGCUCCCACGAUGCGCCGUAUUGCACACAAAAGUGUCUUCUCGGGCUACAGCAAGGCGGCACGGUUGACCCUGGGUGCCCCAACACGGAGCUGCAUAUCCUCGGUGGAAAGGCGGACUGCCACCCGAUCAGUGCAGCUGACUUGGUGAAAAAGCUGAAGGUGCAGCUUGAUCUGGAUCUGGAUCAUAACUGCACUCCCAUCGGCCCUUGUGGGUCCUCCGGCGCACCAUUCAAGAUUACGUGUGCCACCUUCGGAUAUACGGUUGUCGGGAAGGGGACGACUUCAAAACUCUGGGGGGAGGUCUCGCCUGAAGCCGACAUCUACCGGGUCCUCCAGCGUGCCCAAGGAUCAGCCGUUCCCGUCUUUCUCGGCGCCAUCAAUCUCGCCCAGACUUACUUCCUCCACGGCGCUGGAAGGAUCCGUCAUAUGCUUCUAAUGGGCUGGGGUGGUGAGAGCGUGGGCCAUACUACUUUAGAAAAGACCAUUCGGGAUGCGAUUUCCCGGUCGGUGAAGGAGAUACGUCGUUGCGGCGUUGUUCAUCAGGAUCUUCGUCCGGACAACAUCCUGUGGAACGCUGAGCUCGAACGAGCUCUGAUCAUUGACUUCCAUCUGUGCACUUUAGACCGUCGACCGCAGCACAGACGGUCGCAGGCUCUCAAACGAUUACGACGUGACUCUAAGGAACAUCACUCAAAGCGGGUGCGGGUAGUAUGA